GGAGCAACCAAUAGCAUCAACCGAAAUACCAAUAACAGUGGAUUACCAAUCACCUGUUAUAGCAAGAGCAAAUGAUAAAUGGUUUCCUUUUAGUUUCGAGAGGGAAGGGCAACUCGAUAAAUAAUUUAAAACACUGAAUUUAUUUUCACAAUACAAAAACCACCAUUUUUAGAAAGGAAACUUUGAAUCGUAAUUCAAACACAUCUACCACCGUGCGGAAAAGUUCGUCUUACUCCUGUAAGACUCUUUAUUUUUUUCUUCAUUUGAUUAACAUGAAACGUUAUCUAUUAAGUUCAUUUUUUUUGCAAGAUUGUUAGAAAUCGUAAACAAAGUUAAUUUAAUCGUUAUCAUCUGAUUGCGCGAGAAUGAACGUGAGACUUCUCUGUGGAUUUCAUUAAAUUGUAACACCGAAAAAUCAUUCAAUUUUUUUUUUCUCGGGGAAAGUAUCACAUUUAUUGUUGAACACUCAUGCCUUGUUUGUGUUUUUUCUUCAUGAAAUUAGCACAGCAAUGUACCACAUCAAACAACACACUAGGCAGUUGCAGCGAUUUGUUUAGGUGUAAGGUCCUUCGUGAUAUUUACCAAAAUCCACUUUCAACAAAGGAUGAACAAACAUAUCUAAAUUAUAGUUAUUAUUAUUGUGAACGCGGAAUGGUUUGCUGUCCCGUGGAAGAAAAUCAAACAACUCCAGUCGUCUCAACAACUCUAGUCUAUCCAAUAACUCCAUUUACUGAAUUUGCUACUCCAACAAUUCAAUAUCCAAACGAUAUCGAACAACAAUGUACCACACCAGACAACAAACCAGGCAGUUGCAGCGAUUUGUUUAGGUGUAAGGUACUUUACGAUAUUUUCCAAAAUCCAAAUCCAACAAAUGAUGAACGAGCAUAUCUAAUUUCCUAUUAUUAUAAUAAUUGUGAAGGCCAAAAGGUUUGCUGUCCCGUGGAAAAAAAUCAAACAACUUCAGACUUUACAACAGCUAAAGUCGUCCCAUCCAGUCAACCUCCUCCAUGUAUACCACAAACUACAACCGUAUCACCGCCACGAUCUCCCGGUAAAUUACCUGAAAGAGGCACUUGUGGAAUUCAAAAAAGCCAACGUUUCAUUUUUGACGAGCAAGCUGAAAUCACUGAGCAUCCAUGGCUAGUAUUAAUUGAAUACACAAAACCAAAUGAUGAAAAAGACUUCCACUGCGGUGGAAUUCUUAUCAAUGAGAAUUAUGUCCUUACUGCUGCGCAUUGUGUGAACAACAAUGAUAUUAAGCUGUGGGAAUGGAGAUUAUCAGGAGUCCGGCUUGGCGAAUGGAAUACGACAUCUGAGCCAGACUGUGAAAACGACAUAUGCUCCGAACCAGUUCAAAAUAUUCGUGUUGUAGAGCAUAUCACGCAUGAAAACUAUGAUCCACAUUCGAAAGAACAAGAUGCAGAUAUUGCUCUAUUGCGUUUGGAAAGAUCGGUCAAUUAUACGGACUGGAUUCAGCCCAUAUGUCUACCCACAUCGGAAGUGAUGAACAAAAGUUAUGAUAGGCAGCCUUUGAUUAUCGGUGGAUUUGGAAAAUCAGAGACAGUGUCGGGCAGUAGUCUCAAGAUGUCGGCCGAAAUAAGUGGUGUUCCACAUGAAGAAUGUAACAAUUUUUAUCGUGAAUACAAUGUCACUAUAACAAACAAACAACUAUGUGCUGGCGGUGAAAGUGAAAAGGAUUUUUGUCAAGUCGAUUCAGGUGGGCCAUUGGUGGAAAUGGUACAGGCGAAUGAACUUAAUGAUACACAAUUUUACUAUAGCUUGGUGGGCAUUGUUUCAUUUGGAAGAUUGCCGUGUGAAUCAUCGUGGCCAGCCGUUUACACCCGGAUUGACCGAUAUACGAAUUGGAUCAAAGAUAACGUGAAAGCAUAAAAAUUGACAGAAUCGCACACGAUGACUAACUUUAUACGAAUCUCAGAAUAUUACUCAAGAUAAAAAAAAUCAGUUUUUUGCUAUUAUUAUGAAUUUCUCAUUUUUUCAAUAAAACGAACA
Molecule: messenger RNA, 2010 nt
Organism: Contarinia nasturtii (swede midge)
Lineage: Eukaryota; Metazoa; Arthropoda; Insecta; Diptera; Cecidomyiidae
Product: serine protease easter-like
Exons: 11
Coding region: 469-1890 (473 amino acids)
Biological process (GO): proteolysis
Molecular function (GO): serine-type endopeptidase activity
Source: RefSeq, a predicted model, not a curated record